Messenger RNA from Physcomitrium patens, 2305 nucleotides. RefSeq lists its product as uncharacterized. The record is from RefSeq and is a predicted model, not a curated record. Lineage: Eukaryota; Viridiplantae; Streptophyta; Bryopsida; Funariales; Funariaceae.
AGAGACGACAGUGGGCGUUUGAAAAAGAGCCUGACGAACCUCGAAAUAGCAUUCCGAUGUCUUGUGUGAUAUUAUGAAGGAAUCCGUGUAACAGGUGUUCUGGAUCUGGAAUUCUAGGGCUGGCAUGCUUUUUCUUCCUCCUCCAUUAGCGCCUACCCUCUUCCCCUCCUGCGAGAGCCACCUACACGUCUUGUGCCUUCUCUCUCAAAUCUUGAGAGUAGACAUCACCACACUCCGGUUGAUUUGUGGUUUCCUUGCCUUGUAGCACCAGGGGAGUGUUUGAUUUGCAGUCUGGCAGAUAGAUUGGUCUCAAGUCGUGCAGGAAUUCCCCGCUCCUUGAGUAGUUGCACAGACUCGUUUGAAGUUUGCGAGGUCUGUCCUACUCGUCUUGCUUUUGAAGUGCCCAACCUGUUGGAAUUCGGAGUAAUCUUGCGAUUUUGGAGGAAUCAGGUGAAGCCUUCUUGUCUGAAUUCUUCUGGUGCUAGAAACUUAGAUUUCGAAGGUCAUUGAAAUGGAGAACCUCAAGUGAUGCUUGCAUCUGAAGUGAUUUUGACGCAAGCUGCGGCUCUCUGGAUCCGAGGAACUCCAUUCCGAAGCCUCUGGAAUCCUUUUCGAGCGGCGCUGUCAGGUUGUGUAAUCUCACAACUCGACACGAAUCUUACUUGACUUCUGAUGGGGUUCUGACCUCUCUGGCGUGUGGUGGCUUUGAGGAGCCAAUACAUGGGGAAAGCCCAAAUGGGUGCCGAUGGAGGAGGUGAAUGACAUUCUAUCCUACGCCGAUCCGUUGAAGGAGGAACCCACAUCCGAAUGCUGGUGACCUCAGACUCGCGGAUCUAGAGAUAAUGGGAACUGCGUUCCACUUAGAUCAAGCCAUGAUAAAUUCAAGGAACCGGGGCAAGUGCACCAAGAUGCACGCGCACUUGGGACCCGGCUUCGACGGAUGCCAGCUUUUCGAUGGGGAGAAUCCGAACGACGUGCUCUGUGGGGCGUGUGGCUGUCACAUGAGCUUCCAUGUGAAGCUUAACCUUGGUGAUUCGAAGUACCGUUUAGAGAAUCAUGAAGUCAUAGAUUUGGAACCAGGUUUAAAGAGAUGCAAGAUGAGCUUCGAGGCUUCCCCUGCUGAGUCUGUGGGAGACAAUCUAGACUCCAAUCCAGGCGUGGAGGUUAACAGCGGAACUUCUCAAGAGGAUUUGCUGAGAGUCUUUAGGUCUAACAGAUUGGAAGAGCAGCCGCCUGUGUUUUUGCAACCAGCUUCAAUCAAGCCGGAAAGAGACGAAAUUAGAGUUAAUGAUAGCAUCCCCCUGUACAGAGAAACACCGCUCUACACGAAAUUGUGUUCAAAAUUGAAGCUCAUACAGGCGGAGUAUCCAGAAGCCAUUCAUGGAAAGUUCUCCAUAGUGCAUGACGAUGUUCAUGGUUACAGAGUUUACUGUGGAGGCUGCGACAGGCAUUAUGGAAUCCCUAAGCCUGGUUACAGCCUGGGGAACUUCGAAAGAGGUCACCUAGCAAGCAAGAGGCACAAGGAUAUGGGCGCUGCGCAAGGGAAACUGAAGGUGCAAAAGAUAGGGAGCUAUUCGCAGCAAGCUCCAAACAAGACGAUGCAUUUUGGGUGAAGGAUCAUCAACAUUGAUACCAGGACAUGUGUACAUUGAUAAUAGGAUGUGCUAGUGUGUCAAACGCUUAAUUAAAACGGGGCCUAUUCAACAAAGGGAUGCACUUAAAGCCAUCGAAUGUUGGUAGUGUACAGCAUUCGCACAGUUUUCUAAUGAGAUAGAUUUUAAGAUGAUUAUGGCAUACCUCUGAGGUUCGCUUCCGCAAUGGCUGCUAUUGAAGGGAAAGCUUAUUUUUUUUAAGAAAAAAAUCUAAGAUAUCGAGCCACUCUAUUGGAUUUCAUUUCUUCGCUAAUGAUAAGAGCAAGGUCUUAUUUGAGAAGUGUAUGAGAAUAAGAUCAGCGGUAGUCAGCCCUUAGGAUGAACCCACUUGGGAAAUGGGAGGUGUAGUACACUAUUGACCUCCAUCCAACGAAGUUUAUCCAGUUUUUGAGAGUAAAAAGCAAGUGUAUCCACACUGGUCCAUUUUACACCCCCUUCCACUUGUUGACUGUAUGGAAGGAAUUUUGUGCAGUAUGGUUGCCUUUUGAGAGGGAAUUCAUAGGCGCUCUAUUCCAAGUCUCAGUGAAGGAGAUAGAUGAACAUGCAGCCGUGGAGUGAAGAAUGCUUGCUUGGACUGCCUUGUCAGUACUGACCAGAUUUAUGGAGCCUCUUGCAAGAAAUCGAAUCAAAUUUGAGGUAAUAUAUUUUGCUUA